Ectocarpus siliculosus is the source of this 2816-nucleotide messenger RNA. The record is from the annotation of a GenBank genome assembly. Lineage: Eukaryota; Phaeophyceae; Ectocarpales; Ectocarpaceae.
GGAUCAUGUCCCUGUCCAACCCCCUAUCCCAUGGGUUGUUGAAGGACCUUGGCAAACUCUCGGAGUUGAAACAACGAGGACUGAUUCUUGACCGUCACUUCGAGACGAUAAAGGCACAUGUGAAGGCGGGCAACUCCGUUGCGAAGGAGCGAUGGGACGCAAUCGAGAACGCAUGGGGGCUGAAGCAGACGGGUGUAUUCAACGAAGAAGAGUGGAUCACGCAGAUUGAUGGAGAGGCCCAGGGUAUUUCCACCAGCACCCGUCCGUCGUUUUUAACGCCACAAGAUGCGGGCGGCGCGCGAGGUGCACCGUCUUCGCACCCACCGCCUGCUACUGCUGCGGCUGCCGGGAAGAGAAAGGUCGCAGAUCGGGGGAAGCAAGCCAGGAAUCGAGCUGCCCAAGGUGUUCUAGGUGGGAACAUCAUCAACGCGUUCGCUCGUGGCAGCGGAAAACCGAUUGAGCGGACUCGCGGUGGUGUCACAGAGCAUGUGUCGGGCAUCAACUUCCCACCUCCGGCCCCAGAGCGGCGCCUACCGUGCACUCACUGUCCCAUGACCUUCGUGAACGAGCAAGGACUUGGGAUCCACGUGAAAACACAGCACAGCAAUGCAAACAUGUCCAACGGCUUGCGGCUGCAGCGGAUGCUGGGGAAGACUCCCAAAGGGCAUGUUCAGCCGUGGGAAGAAGCCGGGCCUGGACGUUGUUGGCACGUGAAGGUCGAUGGUGCCAGGGGGGCGGCUUCGUUUGUCCUCCAACGGAAGCGCUUCCGCGAUCUCGACUUGGAAAGCGACGGCUUUACGGACCGCAAAGUCAAGGAGACUCGUGGAGCUGUGAAGCGCAAGCGAUACGACUACAGGUUCAAAGCCCAUGUUGUGACCCAGCUGCGCCUCCUCCAGGAAGACGCCGCAGACCUCUUCAAGGAGGAGAAGCUCACGCCUCUCCAGUACUUAGAGGACCGUCUCAAGGUUAACUACAGCCUGAUCGUGAAGUGGGCUCAGGACGAGGCCAAUAUAGUCCAAUCGGCAGCAGAUUACGUGAAGAAGACCCUCCUUGCCAAACAGCAGCCAAAGCGGUGGUUUCCUGAGGAAGAGAAGAAGCUGUACAAUAUGUUCUUGGCGCGGCGGAGGAGGAAGCUGAAGGUGUCGACCCUGUGGCUGACGGUCACCUUCCGGAAGCUCGUGCAAGAGAAUCACCCUGAGGACCAACGGGCGGCGGCGUUCAGCGCGUCCUUCAGGUGGGCACGAAAAUGGGCAAAGAGGCAUAAGCUGUCCAAACGGCGCAGGAGCAACCUCAAGAACAAGUCUGUUGAAGAGCGCCUACCAAAGAUCCAGCGCUUCCACCGGCGGUUUCGCAAGCUCCUGCAAGAGCCGGUACGGUACAGGGCACCCGAGGCAUCGGACGUGUCGGCGAUGUCGACGGUCGCGGAGGGAGAGUCCAGAGAUCCCAAGUACGGUCAGUUCCAGCUCUGGGAGCGUUGGAAUGUGGAUCAAGUGCCUUUGCCAUUCGUGAACGGGCUGAUCAGCACGUGGGAAAAAACAGGCGCGUUGCGUGUAGCCAUCUCGCAGCCCUUUGCUGGCCUAGAGAAAAGGCAGUGCACCAUGCAAGUAAUCUUUGGUCCGGGUGAGAAGACUAUGCGGAUUUCGGUGAUUUUCCGAGGCCAGGGGAAGCGGAUUUCGCCGGUGGAGAAGGCCGCGUACCACAAGGACGUGGACGUGUUUUUCCAGCAGAAUGCGUGGGCGGACCAAAAGUUCUGCAUGGAGUGGGCCAAGAGGUCGUACCGCGAAGGCCUGAUCCGCGGGCGGGGUGAGCUCCCCAAGGCGAGGUCCAUUCUGAUAAUGGACAACUUGCACGCGCAGACCACGGACGAGUUCAAGGGGUAUCUUGCGAAGCAGUGCAACACUCUCGCCUGGCUUGGCCCUGCGGAGUGCACGGACGAGGUGCAGCCAGUUGAUGCAGGAGCCGGACGAUUUCUCAAGGUGGAAGUUGGCAACGAGAUGGACAAGUGGCUCGAUCAGUCGGACAACAUCGAGAGGUGGGAAACCGCGUCGCUGACAGCUUCUGACCGGCGCGUACUGAUCACUCAAUGGGCGGGAGCGGCCAUGGAAAAACUCAACAGCAAUCAGGGGUACCGACACCGCCUUUUCGAAAAGUGCGGGAUGGCGAUGACCGUGGACGGCUCAGGCGAUGAUCGAAUCACCUUGGAGGGUUUGGACCAGCCGUACACCUUCGCAAACGAUGAAGACUCCAGCGAGAACGAAGGAGGUUCGGAGGACGGCAGCGAUGGGCCCGAGGGGAAGGAGGAGGAGGGCGCCGGAAGGCGCGAGCCGGUCGUCGGGGAUGAGCGCAACGGUGCCAACAGCGGGGAGGGCAUGGAGGGCGCUGGAUACAGCGAUGAAGACGACGACAACAUGUCUCAAUCCCAGACCGACGAGCUAGCUCUUUUGGACGAGGACGACAGCAUGGACCCAGACGACCCGGAGGACGAGACGCAGGGAAUGGAGAUCCCGGCGGGCUUUCGCCUUCAAGAAUUUACCCCCGCUGCUCUUGACAGAUUGCUUUUGCAACGUGGAGUGCUUGUUCGGCUGGGCAUGGGGUGGUUCGGUGGGUUGAUCAUUCAGCAAUCUCCGCAGCGCCACCUGUACGACUACUGUGUGCAGCUGGAAGUAGACCACAGUACGCGCAAGAUGAAGCUGCCCUUAGACAAGUACAGCGGAGAUCCGGACGCGGCGGUAGGCUCAUGGGUUUUGCUUGAGAGCGUCAGUAGGGCGGGAAGGGUACGCACCCCCAACGUCACUCUUGUGGACCAAGACGGUUGA